Molecule: messenger RNA, 2916 nt
Organism: Impatiens glandulifera
Lineage: Eukaryota; Viridiplantae; Streptophyta; Magnoliopsida; Ericales; Balsaminaceae
Product: ubiquitin-like domain-containing protein CIP73
Exons: 19
Coding region: 185-2794 (869 amino acids)
Cellular component (GO): BAT3 complex
Molecular function (GO): polyubiquitin modification-dependent protein binding; misfolded protein binding
Source: RefSeq, a predicted model, not a curated record
UGUUUUAUCUCUCAUCGACUCAAAUAAAGUAGAGACUGCAGCCAAAUCAAACCAAAUAAAGCGGAAUCAGGGUUCAAAGCUUUUCUUCAAACGACCGGACGCCUGCUUUCUUUUCUUCGAUCGGACAAGCUUUUCUUCAAACGACGAAACUGCAUUCAGGUCAGUUUAGACUUGUUCAAAUUUUAUGGAGGCUAAGGAUUCAGCUGAGAGUUCUAGUGCAAGUGAUGCUGGUAAUGAAAGUUCAGAUUCAGUUGUGGAGCUUAAUGUGAAGACUCUAGAUUCACGAAUAUACAAAUUUCAUGUUGAUAAAAAUAUGCCCGUUUCACUCUUCAAGGAAAAGAUAGCUAAUGAGACUGGUCUUCCAGUCAUUCAGCAACGGUUGAUUUUCAGGGGGAAAGUGCUGAAGGAUGAUCAGCUCCUUUCGGAGUAUCAUGUGGACAAUGGACACACACUACAUCUAGUUGAAAGACAAUCUUCUGAAUCCCAUUCUUCCAGUUCAACCUCUGAAACAACUACCAACAACAAUGGAGGACAAGAUGCUGGUGGUACUGGUUCUCGCAGUCGUGUUGGGCACAUAUCACACAGUGUGGUACUUGGGACACUCAACCUUGGUGAUCAAGGAGAGGGUGGAGUGCCAGAUUUAAGUAGAGUUAUUGGAGCUGUUUUAAAUUCUAUUGGAAUUGGGGGCCAAGCUAUCCCUGGUGGGGUGCCUACUGUACAAAUUAAUGCUCCCGGUCAGCCCCAGCCAGGAAAUGUUACAGAAGGAAGUCAAAUUGGCAGUGGCAUUCACACUCAAGCAGCAGGUCAAACACAACAAGGUCAAGGAUUACCCAAUCAGUCAUUACCCCAGGUUCUGCGAAUACCUAUUGGGGCAGCAAUACCUAUUCCUACGCUUAAUACGCCUAUUCCAGAUUCUUUGCGCACACUCACCGACUUCAUGAGCCGGAUGGAACUUGUAUUGUCACAAAAUGGUUAUGGGCCAAAUCACCCCCCUACCAAUGCUGGAGAUUCACCACCUGUUGAACUAACUUCUAAUGCACAUGGAUUAUCAACACAUGAAUCACUGAGCAGUGUCAUACGACAAGCGGAAAGGCUCCUUAGUAGUAAUGCAACUGCAGCACUCUCUCACAUUGCAGGGCGUUUGGAAAGAGAUGGGGGUUCUACGGAUCCAACAGUCAGGGGCCAAAUUCAAACCGAAUCAAUACAAGUGGGGAUGGCAAUACAACAUUUAGGUUCUCUUUUGCUAGAAUUAGGAAGGACAAUUUUGACUUUGCGAAUGGGGCAGUCUCCUGCUCAAUCAUUUGUCAACUCUGGACCAGCAGUAUAUAUAUCAUCAUUUGGGCCAAACCCAAUCAUGGUUCAGCCUUUUCCACUUCAAGCCACCACAAUGUUUGGAGCUUCUCCUCCCAACUCAUCAAAUCAGGGUGGCUUGGGCCCCAUUGGCAUUGGCACUGUUCCAAGAAACGUAAACAUUCACAUACAUACUGCUGUUGCGCCUGGAUCAGCUGUUGCGCCUGGAUCAGCUGUUGCUCCUGGAUCAGCUGUUGCUCCUGGAUCAGCUGUCGCAGAAGGGUUACAAAAUCGCACUGCUGGUUCUGGUCAAACUCAGCAAUCUCCUGAAUCUGUUCAGCCAUCAACCGUUGUAGCAGGGCUAAAUUCGCAGCUUAGAAAUUUUCCUGAUAACAUACAAACAGGGAACCCAGUUCUAUCAGGCCAAUCAGAGAUUACCUCUGUCCAAAGCGGAGGUGUCUCUAAUGCUCAAAGGGGCACUCAGUCAAUCAACCCUUCUGCUGAAUCUCAGGCUAGAAGUGCGACAUCAGGUGGUUUGCCUGAGGGGAAGGAUCAGAAGGAAGAUAAAGGAGGCCCUUCAAACUCAAAAGCUACACCUUCAAGUAGUUUAGGUAGAGCAUCUGAGAAUACUAUGUCCGUUCCUCUUGGGCUAGGGCUGGGAGGUUUGAAGCCAAAGAGUCGGGUUAAGCCAGAAAGGUUUCAAGAUAGGAGGAGCAGCAGUGAGAGUGGGGGAUCUGAUGAUUCGAAUGUGGAAGAACAAAUGAGAGGACAUGCUCACGAGGUCCUUCAAACACUUAAAUCAUUUACUGAUAGGAGCUCAGAAACUCCAACCGCCAGACAACUGUCAUUGCAAAGGGGAGGAGGAGAACAAAGCUCGAACGGCCAGUUUGACAUUGCAAAUGCAAUGUCUCAAGUUCUCAAUAGUCCUGCGUUUAAUGGUCUACUUUCAGGGGUUUCUCAACAAACAGGGGCUGAAUCUCCUGAUAUGUUGAGAAACAUGAUGAUGCAAAUGACACAGAAUCCAGCUGUGAGGAAUUCUAUUGGUCAAAUGGCACAACAGCUUCAAGGCCAACAAGAUCUUGGGGGCAUGUUCGGCGGUGGUAGUUCAGGAAGAGUGGGCGGACCCCCUGGAGGUGGUAUGGAUUUCUCGAGAAUGUUUGAACAGAUGAUGCCUUUGGUUUCACAAGUUCUCGGUGGUGGUGGGACCUCAGCUCCUGCUUCAUCGUCCCAAUCACACAACACUCAGAGAAGGCUAGGCGAAGAUGAUGUUCUUCAUCAAAAUCUUCAGGUUGAUUUCCAGGAUGUGGUGGAGAGGAUAGAAAAGAAAGAUACACCUAGAGAAAUCUUCUGUUCCAUGGUUGAAGCUGCUGCUCAAUUGGAUGAUACUUGCAGUGAUCAACUCAUAGAAGAGCUCUGCAAUGAUGAAGGCCUUGCAAAGGAAUUUAUUGAGUUGUUGCGCCACGACAUUUCUCGCCGUCUGGAGGGUGAGAAUAAGAAAUCUUAGCAUAUUUGUUUUUGGAUUAUGUAUUAUACCAUUUCAUGAUGUUCCCUACCAUAUUUAUGUGAAUUAUGUACCAUGAUUAUUAUUAUUUUUGUUCAUAUCGAAACAUCCUUGGUUUUUAUUUU